Emericellopsis atlantica is the source of this 2412-nucleotide messenger RNA. Its product is annotated as CP2 transcription factor-domain-containing protein. The record is from RefSeq and is a predicted model, not a curated record. Gene Ontology annotation, molecular function: RNA polymerase II cis-regulatory region sequence-specific DNA binding; DNA-binding transcription activator activity, RNA polymerase II-specific. Gene Ontology annotation, biological process: regulation of transcription by RNA polymerase II. Lineage: Eukaryota; Fungi; Ascomycota; Sordariomycetes; Hypocreales; Bionectriaceae. Gene Ontology annotation, cellular component: nucleus. Bases 1 to 2412 code for a protein of 803 amino acids. The transcript is spliced from 3 exons.
AUGUUUCGACAAAGAAGAAGCUCUCAGAAACCAGCAGAUGCGCUGCUGGCCAACUUUCGCCAGCAAUUCCCAGAACUGGGUGUUGCCGGUGGGGCACAAACUGACCAUGUUGCGGCGGAUAACAACAACGACGCGACAUUGGGCGAGCCUCAAGAAGAAGGGGCCCCUCACAUGAACAAUGCUCCUUUCCAUGACCACGACCCGACGCCUCGAGCGAGCAAUGAGCCCUGGAGGUUCACGCCCUCCCUCAUGGACCCCAACUCGUUCUCCUUCAACACCUUUGCAAACGCACAACCGGGCUACUACACGCCUACUCCAGGAGGUACCAACACGCUCUUCUUUACGCAGCAACGUGACUUACAGACUCCAGUCGGCAUGACAGCGCCUGGCCUAGAAACCCCCCUGUCUAUGUCGGCUGCUGGUGCCAUGAACACCGUACCGGGUGUCAUGGAUAUUGGGGGUUUCCAGCCGCUCCAGCCUCACCAGAUGCACCACUUCAACCCCUUCGUGACGGCGCCUCCUCCUCAGAGCUUUGCCCCUUCGUCUUUUGUUCACCAGGACACAGGUUACGAGACGAUGGACGCUGAUGACUCCCCGAUACGGACGAAUCCCUCAGAUGAGCGCAUGCCGUCCAUCGACUCGGCUUUCCAGGAGCAGACUCCCAUGAUGGCCUUUCAGCAAGGACACAUGCCCUCUGCCGCACACUUUGGCGCCGUUGCCUUGCCCAUGUCGGCCGAGAACUUCCGCUUCCACUCAACCCUGAACGCACCGACAGCCAUGAUCAAACAAGCCGACGAAAUCCCCGUGACGUACCUGAACAAGGGGCAGGCAUAUCAGCUGUCGAUCAUCGACACGCGCGCCUCGCUUCCCCUGGCCCCUGGAACGAAAUUCCGCACCUUUGUGCGCGUCUCGUUCGAGGAUGAUGAACAACGACAGAAGCCCGGAGUUUGCUGGAGUUUGUGGAAGGAGGGGCGCGGGGCCAACGAAGCUCAUCAAAGAGGAGGGAGAUUACAAGCGGUGGAGUACGUGGAAGCGGGACAACCAGGCGAGGGCGACGAUAAAAGGACCAAGGUGGAGCUCGAGUCAGCAUCCUUCGACGGAUUCUCUGUGGUCUGGACGCCUGGAGCCCAUGGACAAGCCGACGUCAACAUUGCUGUCCGUUUCAACUUUCUCUCCACCGACUUCAGCCACUCGAAAGGCGUCAAGGGCAUCCCAGUACGGCUCUGCUCCAAGACCACUGCAUUAGGUCCGGAUCCCGCACAACAAAGUCCGACAAGCUCCCCGGCCGAGGUCUGCUACUGCAAGGUGAAGCUCUUCCGCGACCAUGGCGCCGAGCGCAAGCUCUCUAACGAUGUCGCCCACGUCAAGAAGUCGAUCGACAAGGUCAAGCACACCAUAUCGCAAGUCGAGAGCGGAAUGAAGGACUUCAGCAAGAGGAAGAGAGGCGGCGGCGGCUUCCCUGGGAAGCCCAAGAUGGAGAUGCAGCGCCCGGGCAAAGUUCAGAAGCACAAACGGACAUGGUCCAUGUCCUCGGCCAGCUCAGCCGACGGCGGUCACGGUGGCCAGGGCGCGCGGAGUCACAUGGAGGACGACUUACAUGUCAAGCUACGGACACUGCAGGACAUGUUCUCGAGCCCAAGGCCAGUCAGUGUCUUAUAUCUCCGCGGCGAGGAGCACGACGACCCCGAUGCGCACCCCGUUGUCAUGGCAGGCGAAGAGGCUGAAGCAAAGGCCGAGGCGAUGCCACGAGACGGAACUAAUUGGCAGGCCCGCGGCGCGCAGGAGUCGAACACUGCAUCCAUGGUGUCGCCAGCACCCAGCUCACUAUCCAUCCCAUCGCAGAGCUCAGGCGUGGCUCAGGGACACAAAUGGCAGAACUUGGACGGUAUCUCGACCGGCGAAUCGACGCAAAAAGGCCCCGAUCAGUCGCCCAUCAAGAUUCAAAAGACGGACGAAGAGGGCAAACUGAGUGGCUGGAUCGAGGCACUUGGAGUUGACCCAAGCUACCGACCACCCCCCGAGCAAACACCCAAACCGUCCGCAUGCUUUUACAUGCUGCGACGCGAGAAUAAGGAGGCUCCCCCAGCGGCUGGACAGCUCCACCACGCCGUGUACUUGUACGAGCGCAGCUUGGCCGAGUUUAAUCGUCGAGUGGCCCACAAGUUUGGCGUCGACGCCAGCAGGAUCGAACAGACCAUCCACGUCCUCCAGAGUGGUCUUGAGGUGGUGGUAGACGACGAUGUCGUCCUGAAUUUGAGGGAGGGACAAGACAUGACCCUCGAUAUCGACACCGCACCAGCAUCUGUCAAGCGCGAAUGGGACAUGGCCGUGGACGAACCUUUGGCAGACGAGACGACCACGACGACGACACAAGCACCGGCGCCCAAGCUUGUCCUUCGUGUGGCAUUCUGA